AACCUAGAGUGCGGACGUGCGAGUGUCUGUGCGUGCGUGUGUCGUCAGAGUGAUUGUACAUUACAUUAGUAGGAAUGCCACCCGACUAUACCUUUGAGGUGAGGUGACGGGGGAUGGCGGACGAGGAGUUGAGGGAGUUGGAACUCACUCACGGCUACGGUGGCAGCGGGGGGCGCUGGGCCGGGAGCUCCGGAGCCACCUGGGGGCGCAGUCCGGGAGGCGGGGGCUCCCUAUCACAUCAGAGGAUGGCGCCCUCGCAGCACCACGGCAACAGAGCGGCCGAGGCGGAGGACAUCAUGGGGCGCUCCCAGGUGCCCAGAGGUCGCUCCGGCCUGUACUACUCGCCGCCCGGUACCUCGUACACGAUAGUAGAGCGGCCCCCGGGGGUGGGCGGGGGAGGAAGUGGAGGCGGUGGCGGUGGCAGUGGAGCUGGCAAGCCCAGGGGGACGUACCUUGGUUCGUCAACGUCCUUCUCCCACAACAACAACAGGACCCCCGCCUCCGGGAAGAAGCGACCCAUCUCACCUGAACAGGUGCUACAAAUGCUGGGUCAUAACCACCUGAAGACGCCUCAAGAGCCCCACCAGACCCGCCGCCCAGCGCCCCCUCCCCCCACCAUGGACCAGCUGGCCGUCCGGACUGUCAGCAUGAGCAGAGGACCAGCUGAUGGCACCCAGAGUCACGGCUUUGGCAUCUGCGUCAAGGGCGGCACUAAGGACUCUGGGGUCGGGGUAUACAUCUCCAGGGUGGAGGAGGGGAGUGUAGCGGAGAGGGCGGGUCUACGACCAGGAGACUCGAUACUGGAAGUCAACGGGACCCCCUUCACUGGGAUAUCACAUGAAGAGGCUCUCAAGAUGCUCAAGUCGUGUAGACAGCUGUCCAUGACAGUGCGGAGUCCUCACCCCCCGCCACCGCCGGCUCCUGGAGGGAGUUCCCCCUGGAUGGUCCGACAGACCUACUCCUGGAUAGACCGUCAGGGACGUCCCGUGUCGCCGCCCCCGGAGUACCCUGGGUCUGAUGAUAAGAGGAGGAGUAGAGUACGGCAGGUGGAGCUCAGUAUAGAGCCUGGUCAAAGCCUGGGUCUGAUGAUAAGAGGAGGAGUGGAGUACAAUCUCGGUAUCUUCAUCACGGGGGUUGAUAAGGAUUCCGUUGCUGAUCGAGCUGGACUCAUGAUCGGUGACCAGAUCCUGGAGGUGAACGGUCAGUCAUUCCUGGACGUAACACACGAUGAGGCUGUCAACCAACUCAAGUUCCAUAAGAGAAUGACGUUAACGGUCAGAGAUGUAGGGAAGGUACCGCACUCCUGCACUGCCUACGACAACGACCCCUGGGACUCCCCUCAGGCAAGGAGGAUCCACGCGUCGCGGUCAGCCGCGCUGCAGAUGGUGGACGAGAAGGCUCGUGUGGUGCUGAAGAAGAACGAGUUCAGCACCCUCACGUACUACCUGGACGAGUACUCGGCUAGACAGAUGACCAUUGAGGCCUUCGUAGCCGUCCUGCUGGAGCUGCUAAACACGCCGGAGAAGUACACGCUGCUGACGGAACUACGGGAAGUAGUGAUGCCUGAGGACAGAGGGAGGUUUGACGAGCUGGUCUACAGGAGAGAGUCUGAGGGUCAGCGGCUGCAGCACAUCAUGGAAACUAGACACUCGGCUCAGCACACGAGGAGUAGUGAUAGUUCUGUAGUUACUUGGACAGAGGCAGGUUUGACGAGCUGGUCUACAGGAGAGAGUCUGAGGGUCAGCGGCUGCAGCACAUCAUGGAAACUAGACACUCGGCUCAGCAUACGAGGAGGCAGGUUUGACGAGCUGGUCUACAGGAGAGAGUCUGAGGGUCAGCGGCUGCAGCACAUCAUGGAAACUAGACACUCGGCUCAGCACACGAGGAGUAGUGAUAGUUCUGUAGUUACUUGGACAGAGACAGGUUUGACGAGCUGGUCUACAGGAGAGAGUCUGAGGGUCAGCGGCUGCAGCACAUCAUGGACACUAGACACUCGGCUCAGCAUACGAGGAGGCAGGUUUGACGAGCUGGUCUACAGGAGAGAGUCUGAGGGUCAGCGGCUGCAGCACAUCAUGGACACUAGACACUCGGCUCAGCACACGAGGGCAGGUUUGACGAGCUGGUCUACAGGAGAGAGUCUGAGGGUCAGCGGCUGCAGCACAUCAUGGACACUAGACACUCGGCUCAGCACACGAGGAGGCAGGUUUGACGAGCUGAUCAACAGGAGAGAGUCUGAGGGUCAGCGGCUGCAGCACAUCAUGGACUCUAGACACUCGGCUCAGCACACGAGGAGUAGUGAUAGUUCUGUAGUUACUUGGACAGAGGCAGGUUUGACGAGCUGGUCUACAGGAGAGAGUCUGAGGGUCAGCGGCUGCAGCACAUCAUGGACACUAGACACUCGGCUCAGCACACGAGGAGGCAGGUUUGACGAGCUGGUCUACAGGAGAGAGUCUGAGGGUCAGCGGCUGCAGCACAUCAUGGACACUAGACACUCGGCUCAGCACACGAGGAGUAGUGGUAGUUCUGUAGCUACUUGGACAGAGACAGGUUUGACGAGCUGGUCUACAGGAGAGAGUCUGAGGGUCAGCGGCUGCAGCACAUCAUGGACACUAGACACUCGGCUCAGCAGACGAGGAGACAGGUUUGACGAGCUGGUCUACAGGAGAGAGUCUGAGGGUCAGCGGCUGCAGCACAUCAUGGACACUAGACACUCGGCUCAGCACACGAGGCGGAAAGCAGGGCCUGGGGGAUGCUGCGACAACAACCACUUAUUACCCAGCAUGCACCACGAGUCGCCGGAGUACCACGCUACCUCACGGCCGUGCAGGGUUCCCCUGGGUACCGAGACCAUCUAUAGUGAACCCGAGGACUUCAGGACCCCGAGUGAGGACAGCGGCUUAGGUCUCGGUCCUUCCGAGUUAGGGCCAGGUCGUAGCAUGUACCCCCGGGAGACGAUCUGUCGGGAGAGGGAUUGUCCCGGGAACCAGCGGUGGUCGCCGACCUAUCUCAACAAGAGGACGUCCGACCUGGCGCUCUCCAACGACGAGGACUAUGACCAUGGCCAUCAGGACUAUGGUGAAUUGCACGAUCAUGAGCUCGACAGAAGACACCAUACGACCAUCUCCACCGUCAAGUCACUCAACCAGCCCUACGAUGACGCCAACAUGUGCGGCUACCUGGAAGGGCUCAAGUCUCAGUUGGGAGGCUGGACGCAGAAAGUCAAGUCUUGGUACUGGGGAAACCCUCUUCAGCUCGCUCACAAGUUGGGACGAGGCUUCGACCUCAAGGAAGAACAAGAACUACUCGAGGCAGAGCCUGGUGGCAUGAGAAGACACGGGUCCAACAUGAGACUGUCUCGUGGAGACCUCCAAGACUCCUCAGCUGACAAUGAGGCACAGGUUGUUCCGGAUAGUCAGGGUAACUUGAGGAUCACUGUGAAGAAGACUAAACCAUUGUUAGGAAUUGCGAUUGAAGGAGGAGCAAACACAAGACAUCCGCUACCCAGGAUUAUCAAUAUUCAUGAAAACGGGGCAGCGUUUGAUGCUGGGGGUCUAGAGGUGGGGCAACUUAUACUGGAGGUUGACGGUCAAAAAGUUGAAGGCAUGCAGCAUCAAGAGGUAGCAAGACUGAUAGCAGAGUCUUUUGCAAGAAGAGAACGACAAGAAAUAGAAUUUCUGGUUGUCGAGGCCAAGAAAUCAAACUUGGAACCCAAACCCACGGCGCUGAUAUUCCUAGAAGCGUAGCGUCAAGACGACGCUCCCUCCCAAGCUAUCUGUGAGCUACGCUAUGCAGUUGUGCUACGAUGUGUCGCAGUGUUAUCAGUUGCGAGUACGUUAAUUUCUGAAUGUUGGAUGGUUAAGUGCAAGGUCAUGGUUUAUUUUUGGAAAGUAGCCAACUGUGUUUAGUACAUUGUGAUAUCACGGUUUUGUGGCUUGUUAUAGUUAAAUUCUGCAUUUGUUUCGUUAAAUCAAAUUGAACAAUAUAAACUUCAAGGAAUGUAUUUUUGGGUGCUUGGUCUUUAUCUCUAAAUCAUCACAAACCAAGACUGAACACAAUUAGAUCCUUUGUGGUGGUGGAAAUUGAAAAAAUGGAUUUAUACCUAACAUAGAUUGUUAAUUCCUAUUGGCUUGGUUUCACAAGAAAAAACAACAUAGUAAUUGGUACAGAGAAAGUUCUAAAAGGGUGUACUCCUCAGUCUUGGUUACAAAUUAGGCCAGUGUCAUGUUUGUUUUGUUAGAUCCCAACAAACACAAAUCCACUUAAGAGAGAAAGGCAAGGGAUUGAGGGGGGGGGAGGAAAGUGGAAAAAGACAUUUAGGAAAUUCCAAGAAAUGAAAACUUAACACACCCAUGGUUUUGCUCGAUAUCCAAUUAUUUUCUUGGGUUAUCCUUUACAGUUUUUACUCCUGUGCAUUUACAAAAAAAAACCUACAAAACAGAUUGCACUAUGACCAAGCCACAAAAUAAUUUGUAUUGGUUUGUAUUGACCUUGAUGAUAAUGAAUUUGUACUGAUUUUGAUUUAUGGUUUUCCAAACAUUGCCUUAUUUGUUAAUCAAAUAAUUUUGCCGAGGACGCCAGGUUUCACGCAGAAGCUACAAGAGCCGUGCCUGACGAGACAGUCGCUAUUGUCACAGAGAAUUUUAGCUUUCAGUGUGCGUUAGUUCCUCUACAUGUGAACUUUUAAGAGAGACUUUUUUUACUCUUAGAGACAAAUACUCGACCCAUUGUGUGCCAAACAACAUAUGAAAUAUAUAAAAUAUAUUUUUUAAAGAAAGUAUUCUAAAAUGACAAAAUAUUAGCCAUGUUGUUUUAAGGUUUCAAACUGUUACUUGAAUAGCAUGCCUUAAGCCUUGAACCUCAUGCUGUGUGUGCUUAUUUUUUUGUAGAAAAGCUUUAUCUUUUUGUUAUACAAGCCUUUAUAUUGUAUAUAAACUGUUAUGGCUUGAAUUCUACAAAACCUCCUUCAUUAUAAUUAUUGGAAUCCCAUGACGAAGUAACUUUAAGAAAAACCUAAGCUCAAUGUACAAUCAUUAAUAUUUAUCAAGAGAUUUUUUUACCCAAAAUUAAUUUUAAUCUACUUGUCAUGUAUCAGUAUUACAUGUUUAAUUUUUUAAUCACUGAUGUUUGUAUAUUAUCAUAUUAUUUUCAGUUUCUUAAGUCAGAACAAUCAACUAUUAAAUUUUACAAAGUUUCAAUAACUGUUGUAAACUCUUAAGAAUUUGAUCAACCUUUGCCAGUCAAGAUUUAUCAGUACAGUUUACUGAUACUUUACUUUACCGUACUGACUCAUUACUUCUUAGUUUCAUACAUUCCAUGCACAGGCCUAAGGCCCAUAGCAAAUUUGAGCUAAUUGUUUGAUCUUUCAAAAUUAUGACCCACUAAUGAAACAUUUUACAGCCUGAAACUACUGGAUUAUUUUUGGGCUUUUGUAAAGCGAAGGGGACGCAGUCAGAAAUACUGAAAAUUGUACUGCUAGUUAUGUUAAAUUAAAUUAGGCAUGGUUUCAACAGUGUUUACGAAUGAGAAAUUUAUUAAAUGCAGUGAGACAAUUUGUUGCUUUACAAAUAAAAAUAUGCAUUAGACAAUUAUGUUAGGUUAUGUUAUCAAGAAUUGUGUAAUUAUUGGUAUGUGUUCAUCAUUUAAAUAUUCCAGAUGUACAGAUUAUAUUUUUAUCCCAAUCAGAUUCCACAGAUAGGAUGCUGUGGUUGUACAUAGUUUGUGGAACGGUACUAGGUAGAUGGUGUUAUUGUUGUUACAAUAAAUUUAUUUAAUAUUGUUACUGAACUUAGCUUAGAAUUUUUUGAAUGUUAAUCCGUUUAGGGAACAUAACUUAACCUUUGUUUCAAUUUGUUUAGUGAAAAAAGCCUAUUUUCAUUAAUUUGUAAUUUGUGUGUGUGUGUGUUUGUUUAUAUCCCCUUUCAAACAUUUAUUUUACUGGGAACGAAGUGUGACACAAUAAGAACUUCUGACCUUUCUUAUCAAAAGUUAAAUAAAGAAAACUCAAAUUAACCACAACUUUCAUAAGGUUUUAGGAAAUUUAUUCAACAGUAAAUGGUGGGCAUGGUAAGAAUGUAAAAUGAAUCAUCUGUAUGUCUCAAUUUUUUUGAUGAUGUCAAAGGAUAUUUAUCUUCUAUCUUAAGUAUUGAAGAAAAUAAUAUGUUAAAAACGCUACUGUAAGAAAUAAUUUUAAAAAUGACUGAAUUGAUCCUACGUUUAUUCUUAAAUAAAAAAAUUAAAUGACUUUGUUCAACACAAAAUGUAAGCAGAUGCCACACUUCAUUAUUCAGGAGAAUAAUUUAUUAUCAAUUUGUCUUAAAAUAUUGUAUUUUCAUUUUCCAGUAAUCUACACAUUUAGUUUUUAUUUUUUAGGUUAAAAAAAUAAAUUAUAACUUUGUACAUUGUGUAUAUAAGUGAUAGAUUUAUAGUUAUUUGGAAAUUUUAAUAAUUAUAUGGAAGGUUUGUAACAUUAUGGAACUUGUUGUAUUGUUAUAAUAUAACAAUAAUAUUGACUCGUCUGUUAUUCGCCUUUGUCAAGACGAAAUAUGCAAAACAAUGAAAUAUGAUUUUGGUGCUGAAGAACUCAGAUUUUUUGUUUAAAGGGUUCUUAUAGAUUUUUACAUAGGGAGCAAAUUUGUCACUGACCAACUUAAAAUUACAAAAAAAUUUUGUUUAUGUAUUUUUUACAACUAAUCUUUGGCAACUAACUGUGUCUUUUUUAAGGUAAAUAUAAUAUUUUUACUUAUUAGAAAUGAUUAUGACAAUGUAACUUGAUUUUUUUCAAUGACAUGAUUCUUGCUGAGUGUUUUUGUGUCCCAUUAAGUUCAUUUGAUUGUGUUUGGCAAAACUUAGUCUGAAAACUGAAUUGAGGCAGCUCAGUUGAAAGGAGAGACAAACAACAAAUUAGAACAACAUGUACUUAAAGGAAUUUAAAGUUACAUAUCACAAAUAAGAUCAAAACUUUUACUGUUGACUAAAAGAUAGGAACAAUAUUUAGCGAAUUACUGAACAAAUAGUACUAAAUUUUUAUCAAAACAAAAAUUUAUUUUAUAACGAUAGUCUAAAACAGAUUUGCUCUGACGUUAAAAAUAUCAGAGAUUUAACAAGUCCGCAUAGCAAGAAUCAAACUGAAACCAAUUCUUUCCACUAAAAAUUAAUAUUGAAACGAUUUGAACUAUAUACUGCCAAACAAAAAGACUUAUUGUAAAUAAAUCACCAGUAACAUUUUAUUUGCAGAGUAAGAUAUUUUUGUUAAGUUUCCAUUGACUUGGCUCCCAGUAAAGACCAGCUUAUUACCGAGCUAGUGUCUAUGCUAAUCUAGUGUAUUAUGUUGGUAGGACAGAACUGUGUUGCUGUCAUCUGUCAACUGAAUGUUUUGCUACUAGGCUAAGAUGACUUCUGUUGUCGCACCACUUUUAUCGCUGAUGCACCAUAUUUGUUCAAAUGUGACUCUAAGGUUGUUGAUUAGUUUGUAAAAUAUUUCCAUAUUAUAGCAGGCCUAUUGUGCAAUAAAGUAACGUGUUUUUGUUUUGUAUGAAACCUGGAUAAA
Molecule: messenger RNA, 7546 nt
Organism: Macrosteles quadrilineatus (aster leafhopper)
Lineage: Eukaryota; Metazoa; Arthropoda; Insecta; Hemiptera; Cicadellidae
Gene: dysc
Exons: 30
Coding region: 114-3743 (1209 amino acids)
Cellular component (GO): plasma membrane; stereocilia ankle link complex; stereocilium tip
Molecular function (GO): protein binding
Source: RefSeq, a predicted model, not a curated record